Molecule: messenger RNA, 9463 nt
Organism: Puntigrus tetrazona (Sumatra barb)
Lineage: Eukaryota; Metazoa; Chordata; Actinopteri; Cypriniformes; Cyprinidae
Product: protein shisa-9
Exons: 5
Coding region: 1007-2245 (412 amino acids)
Biological process (GO): regulation of AMPA receptor activity; regulation of short-term neuronal synaptic plasticity
Cellular component (GO): postsynaptic membrane; postsynaptic density; AMPA glutamate receptor complex
Source: RefSeq, a predicted model, not a curated record
GAGAGAGUGAGAGAGAGAGAGAGAGAGGGAGAGAGAGAGGGAGCGCGAGCCACUAUCAUUCGUUCCUGACUCCACACGGGAACACACCAUCCCUGGAACACGGAAUCUGGCUGGGAACGGAGAAACGGGAACGCACUGGGACGGAAAAAACUGAGGAGAAUAAACAUUACCUGCCAUCUGUUGGUCUUCCUCACUCAUCUGUCAUCCACUGUCACUUUUUCUUUUGCUUUUUCUGAGGAGAACUUCUUCAGAGCCUCCAGUGAAAACACAUACAUAUAGAGAUAUAUCUAUAACAAUCCUAUACAUAUAUCAAUAUACAGUAUGCCUGUUUUCAUAAACAGCGUAUGGGGGACAGAACUGAGGAGAAGGAAGACACCUUGAUUUGUAAAACAAAAGCGUCAGGAGGACUGAAGACCAGCAGAUAUUCUUUUGAGAGGACAGAACGGUGUAAAACACUGAGAAUGACUUGUGGAAUACCUCCGAACUGUAGCGUGAGGCAUCUCUUCCUCGCUGGCAUCACGCAGCGUUCAGUGGGACAAAGAUCACGAAUAAGGCUUGAUUCCAACAGUGUCAUUUCUUCAGGCUUCUGAAUUGGAAUUCUACCAAGUGUUGCUUUCGUUUUUUUUCUGUUACUCGGGCCAUAAAACAAUUUGUCUCAGGGUUAGAUCCUCGAAUCUGGAGUCCCUCCAAAGGGGAGGAAUCUUGCUCGCUCUCACUCUCUCCUUGUAGUGAUGACAACGGAGAGCACGGUGUGUGCUGAAGUGGCGUGGAAAGCUCUCCGUCUCGUUCCCUGGUGAGGGCUGCUUUCCCUGUAUCAGCUUGCCGUUCUUCCAGGAGCCGGGCACCAACAAGUCAGCAUUAAACCUGCUCUAAACUUGGAGACAGAACUCUUUGCUCAGCAAACUUGCUUUCCUGGUUCACGUUAACUAAAGUCCGCUGGUUUAAUUGUCCCCAGUGGCACUGUUGCAUUCUGGGAUACGCAUUGUGGGAUUACUCAAAGAGGAUCAUGGCUGCCUCACACCUGGUUUUGAAUGUGUUGACUGCCAUUUUAGUGUUGAGCUACGUUUCUUACGGUCAGAAAUCCAACACUGCCAGCACAGGUGUGCAAGCCACCAAUCGGACGGCUUCUCCGUCUGGUGCCCCGGAGGUCACACUCGCGACCCCGGGAUCGGACUCAGACGAGAUCCCGUCGGCCGGGAGCCGCUGCUGGGGUUACUAUGAUGUAAUGGGCCAGUGGGAUCCUCCGUUUAACUGUAAUGCAGGAAUCUACCUGUUCUGCUGUGGCUCCUGCUACUAUCGAUUUUGCUGCCAGUUCAAGGUUCACAGUCUGGACCAGACGUCUUGUUCCAAUUACGACACGCCGGUGUGGGCCAACACUGGCAAGCCGGCGGCUCCGGUGACCGACGUCCAGGAGGAACCGGAUAGAGACCGCACUCAUAUGAUUGUCUACAUAAUAUGUGGAGUGGUGGCCAUCAUGGUGCUGGUUGGGAUCUUCACCAAACUGGGCCUGGAAAAAAGUCAAGGAGGACAGACGGACAUGACAAACUCCAGGGCCCUGACGGAACUGCUGAAGCAGCCAGGCGAACCGGGGGGUGUGGACAGAGGAGGAGGCCACCACCCUAUCGGAUCCAACGGCAUCUCUGGCAGGUCAAUGCGCACCAACAACGAGCAUAACCACCUGAAUAACGUCACGCUUCCUCCUUUGAGUCCCGCAAUGGCUCUGUCUCAGCCUCACAACAACCUGGGCUUCAACAAAUACUCCUCUCUCAAGACCAUGGAUACUACAGUAAGGGAUUACUACCCCAAGAGCUACCCCAUGAUGGAUUAUGCACAUCGCCAAUCCUCGCCUGCAACCUUCCAGCCCAUUGCUUUCCACCCAAAAGACAAACCCUUUCUUCCUCCUCCGGACAUCCAUACUCCUCUGGCCAUCACCAUAACAUCAGCUCAAGUCCCCAAGCCCAAGAUCUCUAAGACUAACACCCACCCGCUCACCUCGAGCUCUGCCUUCAAAGCUUGGGACCCCAACAAGAGCCAUGUCCAGCAUCAGGUCCCUCUCAUGAUGCAGCCACAGCCACCACUUUCACAACCAAACAGUCGGCGCCAGGCCUUCUCCAACAAGCGUCAGUUUAGCAUCGAGACUCUUCCUGAGUUGUUCACUCAGCCUCUGGGGUACGGACAGUCUCCGCACCUCCACCCAAAACACAAGGGACUGCCCACGAACAGCAAAACGGAAGUGACGGUCUGAGGGGAAAGGUCUGGAAAACAUACAAAAGAACACAAGAAAGCAUGAUUUCGAUUAGAUAACCGGACGUGAGAGCUUCUACAUGCACUUCAGUUAUAUUUAUAGAAAAUUUCCUCCUUGUAUUUGUUUUGGACUAGAUUUCUAUUCAUUGUACUAUAAUACAAAGAACUGAAGGGGAAAACGUUGCAUGGUCUUGAUUCCGAUUCUUGACGGGCCUUGAAUCCCUGGUGAUCCCACCUCCCCUCUAAAAUUCAGGCCUGUUGUUCUUCUACUGCUGGCCUUCAGAUGUCUCUUGUGGCCCAGACCCAUGUGUCCGUUAGCAAAAGGCAGGAGCCUUGCACCUCAGGAGCCUUCACACCCUUCUGGACAAGGCCAUUGUGCUGUCAGCUUCCAUCAGCCAAGAGCUGCCACACAGUGAGAUAUUAUUUCGACAAUUCUAGACCACUGAGGACAAAGAACGGCAAGGAAGCAUACGGAAGAGGACAGCAAAGAAACCAAGGUGCCCCGUGAGAGGGAAAGAGAGUUUCAAGUGAUGUCAAAGGGUUUGUUAUUUCAGGCAACGGAUAAGGGUCUAGGUGAAUUUGGCAAAGUCCAGUGUCCCUAGAACUCUUUACCUCAACACCUUCAUCAAAGAAUGCAUUCCAGCACUUGUCCAGGGAGCGAACCACCAACAUCAAGUCAUAGCUAUUCUGGCUGUUUCUAUUUCAAACUCUUGUUUGAGACACAGUGCAGGUAAAGACAAGGUCGAUAAACCAGUCUCUGUUACAGACAGACCUCAAGAGAGACAUUUCAGGGGACGACAGUCGCCUGCAGAGAUGAGGUGCCGUAGUGACGAAGGAGGUGAACAAAUUUGGCAAUGUCACAAGUAGCACUGCCAAAACAACUUUGCUGAAUUGAUCCAUGUGUAUCCUUUGCAAUAUCUGUCAGAAAGCCUGCUUCCUUCGAAUACUUCUGAAUGUAAAUAAUUAUCCUUUUGGUGAAAGCAAGAACCUCUUAGACAAAAUCUAGCGAAAUCUAGCAUGUAGCAGCAAUACCUACACCCUAUUGUAGCAUCCUAUUGCACAUGGCAUGGGAAAACAACAAAUCUGGUGGUGGGCAUCAGAUUUAAAAUGAAAAGUUUAGGUGUCUCGGGAGUUGCUCAAGGAAAAUGGUAGCAAUACUAGGCUUAUCCGUCCUCUUCUGCCUGGGGCCAAAUGACUGAUGGACACAGCUGUCAAACUCACUUUCUCUCUCUGCUGUUCCAAGCUGUUCCCAGCCAGGCGUUUGGCUGCCACACUGCCACAGAACAGCAGGGGGCGCUGUAAUUGAUGACGGCCUGCUUUUAAUACAGCAGAUCCAAAAUAUGUUUUCCCAUUCUGCAUUUUUUUCCUUGUCAAUCUUAUGUUUUGUUUGGUUUUUUCAUUGACAAAGGAUCCAGACGAUGAUUUAUGGUUCUUGCUCAAAGACAAAUGGCGAGAUCACAAAACUAAUUUAAAGGAGACCUGCAAAUAUGUCUGAUGGUAAUUUCUUGCUUCUUUACAUAACAAUAAAGCAUCUGUUUACCAAGCAAACAGUUGUGUCUAAAAAGUAGCACACUUUGUUGGAACAGCCUUGUGAGAUUUUACAGGCCAGUGACAUCUGAUGAACAAGCCACCUAGGGACAAUAAAAGAGUGUGAAAUGUUCAUCGGAACUGCUUGCAAAUAAAACAGCAGUAUUGCGAGAGGCAGAAAAGGAUUACUGAACUCAGAAGAAGGAGACAACGCACUUGUAAUGGUACAAAGCGUUCUUUUCUAAACACUAGAUCGCAUUACAGUCAUUGCAGUAUGUUACAGCAGUUGGGUCUGUAAUGAACUAUAAAGAAAGGAUGAAAAAAGAAAGAAACAAGUAGCUCUCUCUCUCUAUAUCCUCUAUAUCCUCACCAGCUUUAUUUUGGAGAUCAUUUUGACUUGUGGACCAACUCCAGGGAGAGCAGUUCCAAAAAUAUGACAACAAUUACAGUUACAGCAUGUUCCUGGAUGGCUAUUUCCAACCGUUGAACUGAUGGGAGGAUGUAUCAACAUGCUCUCUUGGGUCAGCAUCGAGUCAAACUAUCCUGAUCUACAGCGAUGCUUCGUUCUGUUUUGGUGGCAAUGGCUCCAGGGUGUCAUUGGGUUUCAGGGGCAAACCCUGGAGGACAGACAUGGCUGUCAGACUCUCCUGGCACAGAAAUGUCAAGUGAUGCCAAGGUGAGCCAGCUACACAGCCCUCUGCCUGAAAUGGAGCCACUUUGUCGACCGAGAGGUCAUGAAGUCUGUCUUUGAGUAAUACCGGAAAAGCGAAGAGCAGAUUUAGCUUUUGACAAAACCACAGUGUGAUCAAGAUCUCUGGCUAGAUCAUCUUAAAUCCUGAGUCAGAUGAGAUCGUCCAGGAAUAAACUUUUACCUGAACUCAAUAAAUCACUGGAUUGGCCAAUUAACUACUUAGUUCCACAGGUUAAGGACUAUAAAGUGAAAUCAAAACAUCUGUUACAGAGAAACACAAGGUGUAAAUAUCUACUUUCAAAUUCCUUCGGUGUGAAGAAUCGUUUCCAGUGGUUAUUUUAAACCACCCAAAUAAGCUGAAUGACUGUUGUUUCUGAUUUCUUCUUAAAACGAAAGCGUUCUACCUGUGAUGUGAAUGCCACCGGGUAGCAUUUUAUCUUUAGCAAUACAUGAUGUACUUUUUACUGUUUAUGUACUAUUUGCAAUGUCGUCUUUUUUGUACCGUAAGCGUAACUGGAAUCAAAGUCGAGCCUGCCGCAGUUGACAACCAUUUGACGGAGAUGAAGUGCUUCCGAAUUUUAACACCCUUUUCAUCUUCCUUACUAACUUAAAAGAUGUCUUGCCAUAUUUGAAGCUUGCGCUAUAUGUACAAAGCCUAUAAUUUUUAAAAGACGUAUUAUAACCAAUGCUUGAAUGACAUGUUAGUUGCCAGUCCAGAGACAUGUAAUAUGUAUAUUGGAGAAUCACAUUGUUCCCAUUUGUUUGGUGGCUCCAUUUGUUUGGUGGUAUGUUUGACCGAUCUUAUGCACUAUUUUAAGCUGUACCUUUUGUGUAUGUAUAAUUAGGAUGAAUUCUACUAAGGGCUUUAAAAGAGGUAUGUGCUCUUAAUUGGAGUUGCCCGUGUUCAACGUGGAAAGGGUUUGUUUUUCCCAGUGCAAUGACAGGGAGUACAGUAGCUUGUGUAGAAGCAGACAAAGCUUACUAGUUAUGCUCUGUCUUGCGAUCAAAAUCGUUUGUUUUACUCUUUAUCGCAAAGCAAAAAUGAUGUUCCAUCUUUGAGAAAACUGGACUUUUCUUGUUUAAACCCUGAAAAGAUAUGCAAAAACAUGUUAAGGACAUAUGAAAGCUCAUUACAGAAGUGAAAAAAGACAACUGCUCUAAGUCUGAGCUUACCAGCAUUAAAGGAAAUCUAAAGCCAGCUACAGCAAUUGCAGGUUGAUCCUAAUUAAAAGCCACUGGUUGCAUCAUUGAUAAAGAGAAUGACAGGAAGACUAAUUAGGCUUGUCUGUUGAUUUAAAGAAGGCCAGUUUUUUACAGCAACACUAGCGUUGAGAAAUAUCUCCUAUCAUGUUUCUUGUGUUUGACAUGUUUACUGAUUAUAUACUGUAUGCUUGUUUAUUCAUACGUCAGGGUUAAAAAAGCAAAAAGUUAAAUAUAUAAAUAUUGUGUAAAAAUGUAUGUAUAUGAUGUGAAUAUAAAGCAGCAUUAGUUCACAGCCUUUCACAAACUAAAGCUGAGGGUUUGACAUUGUAAACACAGUGUUUUGUGUAACUUUCCCAAAGGCUUUUCUAGGAGCAGCCAGCUCACGUUACCCCGUGUCUUAACUAGGUGCGUUGCGACACAUUUCCAAGUAAUUUAUUUGUCCAAAAUGCCACGCAAAUAUAGAAGUGACAGCUUGGUUUCUGGAAGGAUUUUUUCCCUAUGGUAUUUAACCAAACUAAACAACCAACUAAACAAAAGACUAAACUUCUUUUAAAGUGACUGAGUUCUCAAACUUCUCAUACUAGCAUUGCGAACAAUGUAAUAAAAUCAGCAAUCAGCAAACAGCAUACUUAAAACUUUAAUUACAUCUUUGUCGGAUGACUGAGAAUUUUACUUCCUUUUAACGUUGGGCUACCCAAAACAGUUCUGUAACAGAAGUCAUGCCUGAUUAGGAAGUAAAGUCUUUUUAUUCCUGUUAUACACAGCUCUCUGCCGUCAGCAUUCACUCUCUCUAUUCCACGCAUCCUAGACUCUUCAUUCUCAAUAGAUUUUCACACGGACUGUGACUGAACUGUUGGAGGUCACACAGUCUCUCCCCUUUCUGCUUUCUUAAUGCUAUUGGCCAUAAUACAUGCUUUAUUUGCAUAAAAUUGACCCUGCCUUACCUUACCUUUGUGGCAUCAAUAGUUGUUGUCACUUGUGCCACCCAUUAAUUGGCAAUUCUUGAUAAAAAGGAAAAGUGCGUAAAUCCAAACACUUUUCAUCUUUGUUAUCUAGAAACUGACAUAAAUAUACACACAGGGCCUGGAGAGGGGUGUAAGAAGUACUGAAAAUUUAUGCUUUAGUAUGGGUAGUGUGACAGUAUUUUACUAAUAUAAUAUUUGCAUUACAGUUCAAACAUUUUUUUUAAUAAAUCAAUAAAAAUAGUACUUUUGUACAGCAAGGACAUAUUCAAUUGUUCAAAAGUGACAGUAAAGACAUAUAAUCUUACAAAUGCUUUAAAUUAAUGUUCUUUUGAACUUAAUUGACCAAGAAACAAACAAAUAAACAAAAAAGUUUCUUGAGCACCAAAGGACCAUUAAUAAUCGUGUGAAGGAUCAUGUGACACUGAAGAAUAGAGUACUGAUGCGGAAAAUUAGCAUUGCCAUUACAGGAAUAAAUAAAUAAAAAUGAUUAAAUGUGUUAAUAAAACUGUUAUUUUAAAAUUGUACACUAAUUAGACAGAACCAGCAACUGGGUCAAAACAACCCAGUCAUAUUUUACCCGGCUUUUUUUUCUUUUGCGUAAUUAUAUUUUACAAUAUUACUGUUUUUUAUUGUAUUUUUCUUCAAAUAAAUGCAGCCUUGCAGACAAAAAGAGGCUAAAACAACAACAAAAUCUUACCUUUGAAGAGUAGUGUAAUUGUACUUAAAAGAUGUUUUCUCAGCUUUUGAAAUAGAUGAAAUGAGAUCUAGUUGUUAAAGUAACUGUUUUACUAAAGUAGCUGUUUAACUGCAGUUGCCUUCGCUCUCCCAAAUAUACAGGACACAUCAGAUGCUAAACUAAAAUCAAUAAGCUGAAACUCAGACUGCGCGCUGUGCAGACUGAACGUGCCGAGGCAAAUUCAUCUUCAUCAGUGAUUAUAAUAUAGACACAUGUUGUGGUGAUUGAUGAGACAUCUCUUUACAAGUAUAAAUGACCACAGUUUGACCAAUUACUGUACAUUUUACAUCAAAAUUGAUUUUAUUGAAUACAGUCUCUCGAGAUCCUCUGACCGUGGUAUGCCCUUUUAGUUCAGUCAAGCAGACGAAAUAAUACAUUCUCAAUAAAAGGAUAUAAAUGCAAUUGAUGACUAAUUAAUACUAGGCUUACUAUAUUAGCACACCGGACACCUACGUGAAACUGUUACAAGUAUGUUUCCAGAACGCUAAUUUUGUGAUAAAGCACACAAAAUAUUUCAAUACUUUAUACCCUUGCCUGCAGGAACCCUCAACUGCUGCACCAUGGCUGACAGUUUCAUUGAUUAUAAGCUAGUUUUGUCGCGUCACUUGCUCACAUUGUGGACCUGAUAUUACUGUAGUCUUUCUUUUUCUCUCCUUGCUUUUCCCUCUCUCUGUCACUGUCUCGUUUGUGUUUGUUCCUCCAUUUCUCUCUCUCUCGCUCUAUCUCGUCGGGACAGUGGGAGGCGUAAGACUUAGCUGUCAGUGAUAUCUAAGUUAAUAUGGGUCUCCUGAGGUUGGGGGGAGAGAGAGAAAUGCAGGAUAAUACAGUACAUGAUGAUGAAGAACUGUGGGUGGAGAGAGGAGAUCUGUCAUCCAAUCCUCUCGUUUCCACGGACUUCAUCUCUUUUGCUUGUCUAAUGCCCCAUUUCCAUAUCUGCCAUGCUUUUUUUCCCUUAAGUCUGGUUGCACUUUGAGGAGACGCUGAAUAAUUCACAGGAAUAAAAUUUAGAGGACGGUAAAAGAGGGAGACAGCCAGGGAAACACAGAGCAGUAGAGAGCACGUGAAAGAUCGGAGAUUCAAAAGCCAAGCUGAAACGCACCUGUUUUCGAGAAGACCCACAGUUUUUAGUCGUGUAUGAGUGUAAGCUGCACGUAUUAAAAGAUGUUUAUGGAUUGUUACAAAAGUCAUGUCUAGGAAGGUUUGGUUUGACUCUGAAGGAGUCUCCAUAAAUUCGCUUGAUGAGCAUGUGUUCUGCCCUGUGUUGACAUACUGCCUUGUUGAAACGGGAAGCUGAGGUUGGGCACAUUAAAAUCUCAAAAAUUAUUAUUAUUUUUUUUGUAUGUUUGGCUUUAGGGGAUAUUUUAGUCCUACAGAUCUGAUUGGACAAAAAACUCUUUAGUUCAGGAUGAGUCAUCAAUAUUUUUUCUCUUUUCUCAAUUUUUUUUUUUUUAUAUACUAGAAAUAAUUAGCCAACUUUUAGAAAUAAACCAGACACUGGUCAAUAGAUAGAUUGAAAAACAAACUGAUAAACUUUAGUUUGUUUUCAUUUUUUUCCCUUUUAAAGCUAUCUGUAAGCUGAUAAUCGAAAAUGGUGUAAUUUCAACUUAAAUAAAACAAAGAUACUUACUAACAUUCUAUAUAUUCCAUUUAAUAUUAACAGGACAUUAAAUAUUCAGAUCAUCUAAUAAAAACUACAAUUCCUCUGCUUCAGUGCAACAACUAAUGCAGCUUUCACGAUGGAAAGUGAUCUGUAAUGUUUUUUCUGUUAGGUCGGCAUGAGAGCAACCUUAUUCAAUAAAUGAGAAUUAUUACUAUGAAACCAAUUGUCACCGUAAGGAAUGAAAUGACUGAACUUAUGGUACAGCAAAUCUGAUGCUCAUGAUGACGAGGGCAAUGAUGGAGCGGAUGAUGACCCUGCUGACACAACGGCAAAGAAAAUGACAACUGUUUCUACGACACUAGUUGCAAUUUCCAAGGAACAAACGGACACAGUCCAACUGAUUUAAUGGCUUUUUAAGCAUCUGUUUCUAACAGAAAUAUUGUUAAGUGUUCUUUGUAUAAACUUGUUUAAAAAAUAAAAGGCAGAGUGAAACACUC